Molecule: messenger RNA, 1060 nt
Organism: Tremella mesenterica DSM 1558
Lineage: Eukaryota; Fungi; Basidiomycota; Tremellomycetes; Tremellales; Tremellaceae
Exons: 6
Coding region: 42-950 (302 amino acids)
Cellular component (GO): cytoplasm
Molecular function (GO): phosphatase activity
Source: RefSeq, a predicted model, not a curated record
AUCUCCUCAGCCCAAUAGCCACAUAUACUGUACAACACAAAAUGCCUUAUCAGUAUCAAUACCUCGAAGGCCUUUUCACUUAUACCACAUGGGAUAAAGAUAUCAAAAGUCGUUUAGGGCUCGACGGGCGUUUUGCAAAUUGGGCAGCCUUUCGUCAACAUAUCCAAGGUCUCAAGGAACAAGCGGAAUUAGAGGGAUAUACUUUGAAAGUCAUCUACGCCGCCCGACAUGGUCAAGCCGAACAUAAUGUCAUUGAAGCCAAUUACAUUCAUAGGGAAGAAGACGACAUCAUCUAUCCUCCCCCUCUAGGUCCUGCUCACAUGCGUUUCCCAGUUCUUGAUCCUAAACUCACAUCGCUGGGAAGAUCACAAGCCAACAAUUUACGUUUGACCCUGCAAGAAGAGGUCUCUAGGGGCUUACCAAUACCUCAGGUAUGGUACGUUAGUCCAUUAAGAAGAGCAAUAGAGACUAGUGGAAUAGAAUGGGGUUUUCUAUUCGAUGAUAAAUGGGAAUAUCGAUUGGAUGAAGAUGUUUCUGUGGUUGAUCAUAAAGUUCCUAUAAGAGCUAUAGAAAAUCUGAGAGAACAUCUUCAUGCUCAUCAAUGUGACGCUCGAUUACCUACCGAGGAAUUAUCACACGAAUACCCCAAUAUCUCUUUCGAAGGAUUACAAAACAUCGAUCCUUUAUGGCGUAGUUUUGAACAACGUGAGGAGGAAGGGUACAGAGGUGGGGAUAUAAGGGAAACGGAAGAUGAAUUAGUGGAGAGAUUAGGAAAAGGUAUAGCAGAAGCUAUCGAAUUGAGUGGGGAUGCUACUUAUUUGAGCGUAACUUCACAUUCGGGAGCUAUGAGAGGUGUAUAUAAGUCUCUUGGAGUACCCCCAAGACCAUUGACGGUAGGGGAGAUGAACGUCCUUGUCAUGAGGGUUAAGCAAGUGGACAAAGAGAUUUGAGAUUUGAGCUAUAUCGUGCCAGCUUCAACUCUACGAUCUGCCUGCCUUUUGCAUGCAGUGAUGACCCGUAGCAUGUAGUAUGCAACGACGAUAUGUCAGAAUAUACCCGC